Messenger RNA from Talaromyces amestolkiae, 1515 nucleotides. RefSeq lists its product as uncharacterized. The record is from RefSeq and is a predicted model, not a curated record. Lineage: Eukaryota; Fungi; Ascomycota; Eurotiomycetes; Eurotiales; Trichocomaceae. Gene Ontology annotation, molecular function: alpha-L-arabinofuranosidase activity. Gene Ontology annotation, biological process: L-arabinose metabolic process; polysaccharide catabolic process. The transcript is spliced from 6 exons. The coding region runs from base 1 to 1515 and encodes 504 amino acids.
AUGACGACCUUCACAAAAAUCGACGAUGACUUGAUUCCCACCAUUUCCGUGAACGCUACGGCGCAAUUGUCCAAAAUCAAUCCAAACAUCUAUGCUGGCUUUACGGAACACAUGGGCAGAUGCAUCUACGGAGGCAUCUACGAUCCGGGAAACUCUUUGUCGGACGAGAAUGGAUUUCGAAAGGAUGUGUUGGAGGCCUUGAAGGAAUUGAAUAUCCCUACAGUGCGUUAUCCUGGUGGCAAUUUUGUUGCUACCUACCACUGGCUGGAUGGCGUGGGUCCAAAAGAACAACGACCGGCAAGACCGGAGUUGGCCUGGCUAGGAACCGAGACGAACCACUUUGGUACCGAUGAAUUUUUGAAAUGGUGUGAGGUGAUAGGAACAGAGCCAUACUUUUGCUUGAAUUUUGGAACGGGUACCCUUGAUGAAGCUAUGGCUUGGGUUGAAUAUUGUAACGGCACCGGAAACACCUAUUACGCCAAUCUGCGAAGGAAGAAUGGCCGGGAAGAGCCCUACAAUGUCAGAUAUUGGGCAUUAGGAAACGAGGUCUAUGGACCGUGGCAAGUUGAACAAACUACUAAGGAAGCCUAUGCCCAUAAAGCGUUCCAAUGGGCUAAAGCUCUCAAACUCCUUGACCCAAACUUAAUCUUGAUCCUUUGCGGUGAAUCCGGCACAUCAUCAUGGGACUAUUACACACUGAAGCAAUGCCUCAAGCCUACUAAAGUUACACUGACAAGUAACCCUACUCCGCUGAUUGAUAUGCACAGCAUACAUAUGUACACAGCCUCCAAGGAUCACUUGCAAAACGCAACUGCGCCUCUGGCAGCUGAGCGCGCGAUCGAAAUAGCUUCUUCACUAAUAGAUCUCGCUCGGAUAGAGAAUGGUGUUGGCCCUGAUGAGCCACGUCCAACUCUCUGCUUUGAUGAGUGGAAUGUGUGGGACCCUAUGCGAGCAGAGGGUAGAUUUGGCGCGGAGGAGACAUACACCUUGUCCGACGCGUUGGCUGUUGGUGUCUUCCUCAACGUGUUUGUCCGUAAGAGCCGGGAUCUCGGCAUGGCAUGCAUCGCCCAGAGUGUCAAUGUCAUUUCGCCCCUUAUGACAUCCCCAACAGGCAUUACUAAACAGACUACUUGGUGGCCAUUGCUACUAUUCUCAAAAUACAUGCGUGGCUGGACCAUUGCGGCUCACGUUGCUUGUGGAUCUUACAAUGGAGACACCUCACCUACAUGGCUACGGAGUGUUAAAGACACACCUUGGUUGGAUGUCAGCGCUGUAUUGAGUGAUGAUGGCUUCGUCAAUUUGGUCACUAUCAAUGUACAUGAGCAGAAAGACUUUGAAGUGAAAGUCGAAGGGGUCAAGGGCCCUGUUGAAGUCUUUACUGUCACUGGGGCUAAUGUUACGGUCACUAAUAUGAAGGGUAAGGAGGAGGUUUUUGUUAAGGAGACUACUUGGGAUGGACAAGGUCAUUAUGUGUUCCCCAAGCACUCGUUGAUCCUGAUGCGCUGGAAAGCUUGA